Molecule: messenger RNA, 1243 nt
Organism: Bradysia coprophila
Lineage: Eukaryota; Metazoa; Arthropoda; Insecta; Diptera; Sciaridae
Cellular component (GO): nucleus
Source: RefSeq, a predicted model, not a curated record
UUGAAUAAAACUCUACUUGUUCUAACACUAAACGUAACCAGACGUGUUUUAACUUUUGUCCCAAUUCUCGUCAUUACAACAGAAACAGAGUUUUAUUGAGUGCCACACGAUGAAUUGUUGAAACAUUUUUUUCGUGUAGUUAAGAAGAGCCAGGCAAAAACGCCAGCCCAAGAUCGUCUCCAGAAUUUAGCCAAAGAACUCAAAAAUGCAUCGCAAGCGAAGCUCCAUGGAGGGAAAGUGGCCGAACAACUCAAACAUGCAACACCAGACCAGUAUCGCCUUCUGAAUUUCGGCAGAAAAAAUGGAACUGACUCAGAGCGGUUAAAUGUGAUAAAAAGGACCAGCAGUGCAACCGAUGCCAAUAAAUCGAACGGAAGUGCGUACACCACACAAACCAUCCACGAAUGACACCAAUGUAUCCCAUUCAUCGGACGAAAUACCCAGCCUUUUUCCGCCUAGAACUCCUGCCCAGAACAGAUUGGAUCUACUGCGUAACACUUUGAAUUCAGAAAAUGCGAACACACCAAGCGAAUCAGCACAACAUGCCUUAACCAUAAUCCAAUCGGAGUUUGGCCUAUCAUCGGUCGCAUCGCCCAAUACUUGCAAUCAUAAUACCACCAUCGACGAGGACGAACCUAUGGUCUGGGAACCAUGUGAUGUAUUCGAGGAAGUCGAGAAUUUAGUCUACAGUGAGUCGAAGCACGCAUACAUUGUACCGGAUACGAAUGUGUUCCUGGACGAACUGUCCUGCAUUAGAGACACCAUUCAGAGAGAUGGCAAGUACAACGUCCUGGUGCCAUUUGUUGUGCUACAGGAACUGGAUCGGCUGAAGGGACGGACGGGUGAUUCACGGAUCUCGCAGUUAGCAUCUGCUGCUAUCAGAUUCUAUUUCAACGAACUGAAAUCGAAGACGCAAAGAUUGCAGGUGAAUAUCGGAUUACAACGGAAAUCGCAGCAUAAUUGUCAAUACCAUCAAAGCAAAAUUGCUCGAGUGUUUUCGGCCAACGCACAGUGCUUUGUUUCGGCUUAAAGCUCCGAAUAUCAAUCGGAAAAGGUAUUCUUGUAAGCUAAUGGAUGCGUUACACAGAUUCAUCAUCAUCAUAUUCAAUCUUCUCAGAUCAGAUGCAGCAACAUUCUGCAACACUCCAAUGACAAAUAGCUAGCCAAUUUCGAGAGCAAUAUUUUUGAUAUAACAACACCUCGACAUUGUAUACUGUACAUAGAUAAGACACUAGAUAUGUAC